CCCGGAAGUUCAACUUCGACCACGAUGUUCCCUCACCUUUCUCGCCACGACCCCGCCCUGGUCGUCUAUGGGGAAUGCAGCGCGAGAGCAUAGUAUGGCACGAUACCCAACCCGCACUGUUUGUCGGGGCCGACCCGGGCCUGACCCACGCGCUGCCAUGCGACGUUUCUCGGGUCGGUGAGAGACUCGACGAGACGCAUGCUCGCAAGCAGGCACCUUUACAUCGUCAGCUAGGCUGAUUCAGCUUCGGAGGGCCACUCUGCGACUAUACCCAGGCCCUUGUCAUGCGGCGUUCCUGUAGAACCAUCGUGAAGCCUGGACGGCGGCCUUGAGCAACAUAUGAUAUCAUCGUUGCGCCUGCAUAUAACGACUCCGGCGCGCGCUGCGUGCCACAUCCCGACAAAUUACUGACCAAGCUUGCCCUUGCUCGUCGUCGCUCACUGUUGCUGCCAGCCAUGCCGACGAAGACCAAGCGUCACUCUUCGCAUGCGAAGGAGCCGCCCGUGCCGCUGCUCGAGAGCGCAGGCACGCACUGCAAUGUAUGCCUUAUUCCCACGACGAUGCGCUGCACGAACUGCCACAGGGUCUACUACUGCAGCGAAGAUCACUACAAGACGGACCUCAAGCGCCACAACGCCGAGUGCGUCCGCAUCCAGCACAGCAUGUACGCCUUCGGGCAGAGCUUGCUAAAGAGCAAGCCAGCGGCCGACUCCGACGCCGUCUACUCCGACGUCUGGCACCCGCAGAACAGCGUCAGCGCCCUCCUCCUCCCCGCGGACGCCACCGAGCCGCGGGAGGUCAAGCUUAGUUGGGAGUGGAUCGUCGACGUCGAUGCGCCCGGAGGUGGCUACCAGAACAUCCACGUGAAGCCCAAGUGGUUCGCGGAGGACGUGGCCGUGCGCAACAUGUACAUCGAUACGCUGCCGGGCGAGAAUGGCGCAAUUGUGCUACCUGAAGACCGGCGGCUGGCGCUUGUGCAUAACGCACAUUUCCUGACCGACGGUUCACCCGUCAAUGAGUGCAUCCAGAAGCUCACAAAUGGGAAGACUGCGCAUAAGUGGUGCGGAAACUUGCUUGUACUGCGCUCAAGAGCUACGGCGUGGAAGGACCACGAUUACCGCGACGCGCACCCGAAGGAAGAUUUGGCCGUCUUAAUCCAGUUCUUCAAGACCUUUGGACGGGAGCAAGCGGACGUGUCCGAUACAGAGACCGCCGAGACCGUCGACGAUGCCGAGACUGACGAUCCCUCACCUGUCGAGGGGAAGGCAAAUGGCAGCCACUCUAAUGGGCAUGCAAAAGAAUGAAUCUACUACAGGAAUGUAAACCAUCGAACGUCGUCCGGGAUUGAGUUCCACUUAUAUACCACUUGGUAUCCGCGCGCUUCGCAGUUGUACAGUAGUCUUCAUCUAUCUAAUGCUAUAUCCUAUAUUUUCUGGACAUCUGAUUUUUU
Molecule: messenger RNA, 1450 nt
Organism: Schizophyllum commune H4-8
Lineage: Eukaryota; Fungi; Basidiomycota; Agaricomycetes; Agaricales; Schizophyllaceae
Exons: 4
Coding region: 456-1304 (282 amino acids)
Source: RefSeq, a predicted model, not a curated record